CCUCAUAAAGUGUGGAUGUAAUUGGCACUUUGCUCUAGUUCUGUUUGUUAGAUACCCUAAUAUUUAUUGUUUAACAAAUGCACAUAUUAUAGAACGUCAUCACGAUCUUAUAAUCAGAAAAAUAUUGCUCAUAGUUGCCAAUGUCAAUGUCAACUCAAUUGUCACUUUCACAUCGCCUUGUUGUCGUCACUCGUCAAUAAUUUCAAAGUAUCAUUUUUAAUUUGCAAACUCGCCGCAGGAUACGCCUAUAGAACUGAAAUCAGUAAUUACUGAGCUUCUAAAAUUAAUAAAGUAUACAAAAAAAAACUAAUUACGUCACCAGUUUUUGAAUGGAGAAACUUGAUGGUGAAACCGAAAUGCCAGCGCAAGACAACACAAACUCUGAGCAGUCUCGCCUCAUUGGCUCUAACAUGCCCAGCAGGGUUAGCUACAUGAAUCUUAUAAGCAACUUGAGUGCUGUAGUGCUCGUGGCAAUCAUCAUCUACUGCUGUAUCGCCAAAGAAGAGUCAAUCUUGUUUGCUCUCCAUCCGAUUUUGAUGGCUCUUGGGUGGACAGUCUUCAUGACAUCGGCUGUGAACGCAAUCACACCUGGUGAUCUUGCUACAGAAUGGAUGCCCAUUCGUCUGCGCAGCGCGCGCCACUGGGUGUUGCAGGUCGGAGCUGGGAUACUGAUCUUAAUCGCGUUCCUUUGUAUACUUUCCAAUAAAAUUAUUCAUGACAAGCCCCACUUUCAGACCUUGCAUUCUAAAUUUGGAUUAACUGCCUUAAUUUUUAUGUUGGUAACCAUGAGUGGAGGUCUUGGAGCCCUGUACAGUCUUAAGUUGAAAAAUUACUUGGCCCCUAUUUAUACCAAACUCUUGCAUGCCUCUUUCGGGCUCCUAACUAUUGUGCUUGGCAGCGUGGCAAUAAUACUCGGCUUCUAUUCCAACUGGUGGACAUUUGGAGAAAUAUUGCGGUACUCCAACUUGACAUUAAUAUUGAUUGUCAUGCUCUUCACAAUAUUGCGUCCAUGCUUAAAAGUAUACUUCCGUCUGAUGGAAAGAAUUGAAAACGGGAAUUAACUCAUACUUGAAGUCUAAACAAAAGUCUAUCCAUAUGGUGGUUAUCACACUGCCACUGCAACCAACGUCACUAUAUACAUUCAUAGCGCCACCUUGUUCGUUGCGGCGCCUGUGUGAAGACCGCCAAUUCCCUAUUGGAUAUCUCAUGACCCAUGAACCAACGAGUAUGCAGUUAGUAUAGCAGCUAGUAAGAUGGAUAUAACUUAUAUGGGUUAUAAGUAAAAGUUUAAUAUUUUGUAAGCAUAUUCGAACUAAGUGUUUAACCUGAAAGUUAAAAUUUAGUAAAUGCCUUAUAUCCAGAAUUCGGCUGACCGCUAAAUAAAGUGGUUUCAAACUUAUUAAUAGUAUCCUUCGUCCUUUUAUGUUUGAUCUCUUUAAGUAAAUUAAGAUAAGUUGUUUUCCAGUCUCUAUAAGAGAAAGGGACGAACUAUCUACAUAAUUAUAUCAUUGUUGGUUUAUGGGACAUUUGUGUAGGUAUGUAUGUAGAUACGUGUUGCUUUAGCCUUGCAUCAUUCAAAUUGGCAUUUAUUGCUCUCGUUUCCGCGCUCACUUAAGUUAUAGAUAGGUACCAAACUUAAUUUAUACUUAAUGGAAUUUUAAUUUUAUACAAUCAUCAAGUAUAUUUCAUAAUAUUUUCUUAAACUUUAUUGUCUUGUAUUCUUAUACAUGCAAUGAUUCUUAUACACAAAAUCGACUCUUUUAAUUGGUCCAACAACAUAUCUUGCACCGUUGCACUUACUAAAUACAAUUUUAAGUGUAGGUAUAAUCGCGAAUUAUACAUAUUAUAUCGCUAGGAGAAGCAUUUUAUUUAUGUUAUGUACUAUUUCAUUUGUUAUUCGAUAUUACCUACCAGUAAAACGAUGGAUUAUAUUUUGUUAUAUGCUAUAUUUACAACAAUAAAUCAUGUUACAUUUAAAAAUAUACCGUAUUAGGUACCUAUAAAAUAUGCAUUAUUUAGAAAAUAUUAAUAGGACAUUUUUUGGUCAAACGACUUAUUUUUUACAUCAGGAUGUUCUCUGGUCGCAAAUAGGGCUCAAUGUUAAUCUUGACCUUGUUUAUAGCACAAAGUAAAAUCACAUUACAAAACCUUAUUAUUAAUUAUAAAAAUGUAGGUGCUUAUAUGUUACAAUUAACGUUUUAAAAAGAUAUUUUAAAUACAAACUUUACAAUUUUACCUAUAUUAUUAAGCAUAAUUAGUUCAAUGUAUCAUAUUUUAGUAGUUAAUCUAAUGGGGUUGAUACUGUUAAUUACUCAGUACAGAUGGCGCUUUAAGAAUUAGUUUCAACUGACAUAUAAGCACAUAACUAAGGGCCUAUUAUGAAUUAAAAAAAAAACGAAGCGAUAGAGUCGGAUGGACGAACGAAUGAAGUGGUCCGCGGUAAGCCUCAGGGCUGUAACAUCCUAAGGAGUCAUUUAUUAGCAAGGACCAUUAUUGUCAUCAGUUCGUCUAUUUGCCUCACUAAUGCUCGAAUUUGCAAGAGUGAUAGAGAAGCAUAAAACAAAAUUUCGAUAUUUGAUGUCGUAGUAAGUCCUCAGGACUAUAACAGCGAACCAUUUUAUUCGCUCGUACAUGUGAGUAAUUAGUAUAAGAAUAUUAUAUGUUAAGCCCCCAAAGUAUUAUAAGUAAAUAUUAACAAACAAAUGUACUCUUAAGGGUAUUUCCCACUAGCGUACAAAAUCUCACCUGUCAGUUGGAAUCAGCAAUUUACUGCAGCGCUAUCUGUGUUAAAGAAUUUUAAGGACCAACAGAUAAAAAUGUGUACAUUGGUACCCAAUGAAAAAAAAAUUGAGUUAAAUUAAAAAUCUAAAGAUUUUAAAUAACGGUUAAUAGCGUGUCGGGCCACGCUUAUUUGAGCGUUCCGUACCUUCAUACAUUAUUAACCCGUUCAGGGCCAGCGACUCAGCUUAUGGAUCAUGCUCAAACAGUUCCGCAGGGCUAGUGAGUCACAUGUGAGUCCUGAAGAAAUUCUGAUUUAAACAUAAUUUGACAUAAUAACGUACGUAUCCAUUGAGUUAACUAUUUCUAUAAGGUAUAUUCAGAUAAAAAAUUAUAAACACAUUUUUUAAAAUGAAAAUAGAGCCUAGAAUAUUCAAUUUUGGUUUACAAGUUAUCAGUGCAAUAUAGUAAUUAAACUGAAAUUCUAGAUACAUACGCGUUGCAAGCAAACAGAAAAAUCCAUAUUUCAAAGAUACCAUAAAUAUGUAUAUUUUAGAAGUUAUUGACAUGGCUCAGGGUAUGGGUCACCGUGGUCUGGCGCUACUUUUAAAAACUACAAAUGUUUCCGUACAAGUAAAGUAAGGUGAAGCUAUCCAACUUAGUUAUGUUAUUGCUUAUUGCCCGCUCUUGCUUUCCUAUUGUAAUGAUAUUACACUAUUAAGUUUCUAUAAUACCUAUACUGGAUUAUCUUGCCAAAUACAUGUCUAAUUAAGUAAUUAUUUUUUAAACUAUCAACCGGGCACGCCAUGUACCGGUAAUUCAUAAAACUUAAGAGGGGCGUAAAGCCACGAAAUUAUAAGGAAACAGAGGACACGACGACGCGCCGCGCGAUGUUUGCGACGAAAGGGGUGCCUAAUGAUUCUCUGAAAAUGAAUUCGCAGAUUAUCGAUUCGCAGACAACGAUUCGCCGAAUAUCGUUUCGCAGAGUGAUUCAUUUGUAGAUGUAACUUUUGGUCGACUAACGUUACGCAGACUCUUGGUUCACAUACAGUUCAGUUCGCUUCUGUGUAAAUUAGCAGAACUAUUAUAGGAAGAUUUUCAUUUAGCAGAGUAAUCUUUUCGUUUAAGGAAUGUUUAUUCGAUUAACGUUUCACAUUUCAUACAUCGUUAUUUUCGAAAUAAUUCUUUUUACAAAAAAAAGGAAAACGACUUCAAAAAGGAUGAAAUAAAAUAUUAUCCUUUUUUAAGUACCUAUUGUAUUGUUAAGUAUUGUUUUUGUAUUGUAUAUGAGCGAUUUUCCGUAACUCGACGACUGACGCCUAUUUUGCGUGACACUAUGUAUUAAGUACCUAUAUGCGUUAAGCACAGUUUAGGUUUGAAUCAUUUUUUUACUUAAAUAUGAACAAAAGCAUAGAUAUUGUACAAACAGCAACACUCUUAACUGUCCACCGGUUAACCUUAUGCCUUUUGUAAUAAGGUCCACCGAUGGACAGUUAACAGUAUGGGCCAUCGUACCUAAUAUGCAAUAUAGGUUUUUAAUAUCUGGGAGACCCAGCCUUGCUCGGAAAAUAUAUAAAAGUGCGUGUUUUUCCAGGGAUACGACCUAACUAGAUCGCCCCCCGAAAAACCCCAUAUAGCAAAUUUCAUCGAAAUCGUUAGAGCCGAUCCGAGAUCCCUAAGAUUUUAUGGUCAUUUGUGCUAGUGAAAAUAAGUAUAUAAUUAAAUGUGUCAAAACCAUAUUUAUCUGACUCAAACUAAAAGUUGUUGUGUAGGCUAAUCAUGUCCUAGUCUAGCCAUAAAUAAGAGGGAAGUUUUGCUAAUCAAUAAUGCCAAAUGAUUAUUCGACCUAUUGGGUUUCGACCAAUAGUUUCUCGGGUAAUUGUGAGAGUUACUAAAUGAUUAUUCUACGAAAAGUAAAUAUACGUAUCAAUGUUCUGCGUAUUGACUACUCGUGCAAACGACUAUUAUGCGUAAUGACAUUCUGCCAAUCGUUACUCGGCCAAAGAACCCGUCUGCGAAUCGUUGUCGGCGAAUCGAAAAUCGGCGUAUUUUUUGUCGGAAAAUCAAUAGGGCACCGUGUAUCUUUCAUAUUUACGCACGGCGUACAGUCUACACCGUUUCAUGGGUCAUUCCCACUAGUUACCACCAAGUUGUAACCAGUGGUAACUACUGGGAGGGGUAACUAGUUACCUACUAGUGGCAAUAACCCCGUUUCAUUGAUUACAAUGUAUAAGGUGUCAUUCUCAAUCUGUUCUUAAUAGAUUCGUCUCGGUGGGAUAUUUAUCAGGGUAUUUUAAAAUUGCUGGCAAAGCCUAAACCCAGUUGGGUUCUUUAACUGUUGCAUAUGACAUGGUCGAUCUUUGUAAUUUAUUUACAAACUAGUCUUAAAAUGAUCUUAUUAAAAAAGUACUUAUUUUAA
Molecule: messenger RNA, 5137 nt
Organism: Cydia pomonella (codling moth)
Lineage: Eukaryota; Metazoa; Arthropoda; Insecta; Lepidoptera; Tortricidae
Product: transmembrane reductase CYB561D2-like
Exons: 2
Coding region: 330-1061 (243 amino acids)
Molecular function (GO): transmembrane monodehydroascorbate reductase activity
Source: RefSeq, a predicted model, not a curated record